AUGUCCCACCAAUCCCGAACCCGGACCCCGGAUCAAAGCCGCAAGAAGCAAGGCGAGGUGAGGAUUGUCUGCUCAAUGCCGUCCUCCUCGCCUGUCCCACCGGGUCUCUCGAGCGGAUCGUCUUCACCAUCCACCGACUCCGUAAACACCGAGUCCAUCGCUGCUGACUACGGCCCUCCCUAUAGCCCCGAGGUCAUCGACGACGGUAGUAUCAUGGCACCAGUGAUCACCACGAUCGCGGGCCCACCCUCGGCGUCUGCCGAUAGACAUAGCGCUGUAACGGGUGAACGGACAUCGUCGUCGUCAUCAAGAUGGGAAGCAACCGCCGCGCAGCCAGCCACAGAGACAAUAGACAUCCAGUCGCUAACCCUCUCAUCACAAGAACGGGCUUAUGCAUGCUUGUUCUAUAUGCUGGAUUGCCACGACUCAUUCGACGAGGUAGCCGAAUGGAAGAUCCAUGUUCUUAGCCACUUUCGGACACACCCGCCGCCACGGACAGCGCGCUGUCCCAUCUGCCCGAACACCAAAUUCACCGACGGCAUGGACGACGAGACCGACAGUAGAGACAACGAGUCUUCUGCUCCCUCAACCCCGCUCUCGGACAGGGAUGCCAGUGACCCCAGCCACCGCAGGCGCAGCUCAACUCUCCAGGCCUCGAGUCAGGAGCCAGGGCAGUCUUCUGCGUGGGAUCGGUUGCUGGAGCAUGUUGCCUCGGCGCAUUAUCAGCAUGGCCAUACUCUGGCGGGCAGUCGUCCGGACUUCGAGCUCAUGAGGUAUCUGUAUGGCCGCCGCAUUAUCUCCGAUGCGCAGUUCAAGGCAACACAGCUUGCUCCUGCCCCUUCGAGUCCCGCUUAUCAUCGCUCACAGGAUGGGGUGCGUGCCAAUAUUGGCUCGUCCGAUGAGCCCUAUUGUGCGCCGUAUAGCCGCAGGAGAGAAGAAAGGGCAAGAGGGCAGCAAAGGGGGGUCAGUGUUGUGUGA
Molecule: messenger RNA, 978 nt
Organism: Penicillium chermesinum
Lineage: Eukaryota; Fungi; Ascomycota; Eurotiomycetes; Eurotiales; Aspergillaceae
Exons: 1
Coding region: 1-978 (325 amino acids)
Source: RefSeq, a predicted model, not a curated record